Diospyros lotus (date-plum) is the source of this 1535-nucleotide messenger RNA. Its product is annotated as probable prolyl 4-hydroxylase 10. Gene Ontology annotation, cellular component: endoplasmic reticulum. The coding region runs from base 170 to 1048 and encodes 292 amino acids. The record is from RefSeq and is a predicted model, not a curated record. The transcript is spliced from 8 exons. Gene Ontology annotation, biological process: peptidyl-proline hydroxylation to 4-hydroxy-L-proline. Lineage: Eukaryota; Viridiplantae; Streptophyta; Magnoliopsida; Ericales; Ebenaceae. Gene Ontology annotation, molecular function: iron ion binding; procollagen-proline 4-dioxygenase activity; L-ascorbic acid binding.
CGCACCGAUUUCUCACGAAUACAAGGAAUUAAUUAAGAAAGAGGAAAAGAAAAUUUGACACUGCCUUCAUAUUCUUCUUCUUCGUCUUCGUCUGUCUUCUUCUCGACCAACUGGUUUCAGAUCUUGUUCAAUCCAUUUACAGGGUUUGGGAAACUGAAGUGCAACAGCAAUGGCGGUGAAAGGGAGGCAUUCGCGUGUGCCGUCUCGGAGAUCGUCUUCAUCGUCGUCUACAAUCGUUUACUCUGCGCUAACCAUUUGCUCGUUCCUCAUUCUCAUCUUUCUUGGCCUUCGCAUUCUAUCAUCUCCCACCGAUUCUCGAGAAUCUCAUAGGGUGCAGGAUCUCACCUCAAUUGUUCAUAGAACCGUGGAGGGAAGGAGUGACGUGGAGGAUGGGCGAGGAGAUCAGUGGGUUGAAGUGAUCUCUUGGGAACCAAGAGCUUUCAUUUAUCAUAAUUUCUUGUCUAAGGAUGAGUGUGAAUACCUAAUUAAUCUCGCGAAGCCUAAUAUGGUAAAAUCGACAGUUGUAGAUAGUGCUACUGGCAAGAUUAAAGAUAGCAGGGUACGUACUAGCUCUGGUACAUUUCUCCCCAGAGGGCGUGAUAAAAUAAUCCGGAACAUUGAGAAAAAGAUUGCAGAUUUCACCUUCAUCCCUGUAGAGCACGGAGAGGGGCUUCAGAUUCUCCACUAUGAAGUGGGCCAAAAAUAUGAACCUCACUUUGACUAUUUUCAAGAUGAGUUUAACACUCAGAAUGGGGGUCAACGCAUUGCUACAGUUCUAAUGUACCUGUCAGACGUUGAAGAAGGGGGUGAGACAGUAUUCCCUUCUGCCAAAGGAAAUUUUAGUUCUGUGCCUUGGUGGAAUGAGCUAUCUGAAUGUGGGAAAGGUGGACUAUCUGUUAAACCAAAGAUGGGUGAUGCGUUGCUUUUUUGGAGCCUGAAACCUGAUGCAUCUCUGGAUCCUUCAAGUUUGCAUGGUGGCUGCCCUGUUAUUAAAGGGAACAAGUGGUCGUCAACGAAAUGGAUCCGUAUCAAUGAUUACAAAGCUUAAUGUACAGAGUCAAAGGUACAUAAAUGACUCCUCCUGCAAUGAGGCUGUGUGCUUUGUAACAAAAGAUGAUGAUACAAAAGGAGCUCCCCACAAGUGUGAAGUCUGUAACGCCAUCAGUUUUGUUUUACAUUUCCUUGCCUUUUAACUUAAAAAUAAAUUAUGGGGAGAGAGGGAAGUUGUAUGUCCUUUAAGCGUCGAAGUACAAGGGAAUCAAAAAUGUUGACUGGUGAUGCACUAACGCCAACUUCAGAACAGAUGAUAAUCCAUUGCUGAAUGCAUCCAGCUAGCUCUCAUCUUCAGGCAGCGUUCCAAAUUAUCACGGAUUGUUGAUUUUGUGGAAUUGUAUAAUUGUUGUCAAAAGUAGCAGUAGUUCUUUUUCUCAUUUUUGUGUUCUUGCCUUCUCUCAACAUUUCCAAGACCCAAGCUUGUUCAAGCUUCAAAUAGAUUUUAAUUCAAGAAAAGCUCUGCAAAUAUGGACCUUUCUAUA